Acaulospora morrowiae is the source of this 720-nucleotide messenger RNA. The record is from the annotation of a GenBank genome assembly. NCBI's taxonomy places the organism in Eukaryota, Fungi, Glomeromycota, Glomeromycetes, Diversisporales, Acaulosporaceae.
GUGAAACUCCAUUCUUCGUCAAUGCCACUGCCGGUACCACAGUUCUGGGUGCAUUUGACCCAUUAAGAGCAAUAGGAAAAAUAGCAAAGCAAUACAACAUCUGGUUCCAUGUAGAUGGAUCGUGGGGUGGAAGCGUGAUAUUUUCGGAGAAGCACAAAUAUCUGGUUGAUGGUUCCAACUUGGCUGAUUCGAUAGUAAUUAAUCCUCACAAAAUGUUAGGCGCUCCAUUACAAUGUUCAUUUUUACUUGCUCAGAACUCUCAAAUAUUUGCUCAUGCAAACUCAUUAGGGGCCGAGUAUUUAUUUCAUCAGGGGGAUAGCCAGUAUGACUUAGGUGACAACACCGUAGGGUGUGGUCGUAAACCUGAUGCAGUAAAGUUGUUUAUCGGAUGGAAAAUAUUUGGUACCGAAGGUUACCGUGCAAGAAUCGAACAUUUGUUUCGGAUGAGCGAAUACUUAUCAAGGAGGUUGAAGAGCAACAAGCGGUUCCGUAUGGUGUUGAAAGAACGUCAGAAUUUGCAAGUUUGCUUCUGGUAUGUGCCGGAGGGGAUCAAAGAGUAUUGGCUGAAUGGAGAGAAUGAGGAAUGUUCUGAAAAUAAUGGGAAUGGUCUACGGAUUAAAAUAAAUGGAGAAGACAAAGUGCUGUUGGGGGUGAGGGAUGGUGACAAAAGUGUACCAUCGGAAACGAGUAAUGGUGACAAAAGUGUACCAUCGGAAACGA